Messenger RNA from Aspergillus nidulans FGSC A4, 1206 nucleotides. RefSeq names its product cation diffusion facilitator family transporter. The coding region runs from base 1 to 1206 and encodes 401 amino acids. Gene Ontology annotation, molecular function: monoatomic cation transmembrane transporter activity. The transcript has 3 exons. NCBI's taxonomy places the organism in Eukaryota, Fungi, Ascomycota, Eurotiomycetes, Eurotiales, Aspergillaceae. Gene Ontology annotation, cellular component: membrane. The record is from RefSeq and is a predicted model, not a curated record. Gene Ontology annotation, biological process: intracellular monoatomic cation homeostasis; monoatomic cation transport; transmembrane transport.
AUGGAAGACAGCCAUUUCCGGCACAGCGCCUCGCACCACCCCUCCCCGUUCCAAUCUAGCCUACACCGUGACCACAACCUCACCGAAGGCACGACCACCGCCCUAGAAGAGCCAACCGCCCAACACCGCUCCAGCUACGAUAUUGACGAGGAGGGUCAGCCUCCCCGAUACACGGAAGAGAAUGAUCCCUAUCAGCUAGCGUCGAAACUCAAAUCUGAUGCGGAAAUUCAGGCACUACACCCGCUAGCCAACACCUCGCGCAAGCGCCAUGGGCAUACCACGACGGCAACCCCACAGCCAGCACGCUCCUCCUCUGCGCUUUCCACGAUUGCGAUCUAUGGCAGUUUCGCGGCGAACGUGGCGCUUUCUAUCCUGCAGCUGUAUGGUGCUAUUGCGUCAUCAUCGCUUUCGCUAUUCACAACCAUGGCGGACUCGGUCUUCGAUCCUCUAUCGAACCUGACGCUCCUGCUGUGCAAUAAGACGGUCAACCGCGUUGACCCCCGCAAGUUCCCUGCGGGAAAAGCCCGUAUCGAGACGGCUGGCAAUAUCUGCUUCUGCUUCCUCAUGACGGCAGUCUCGCUCUUGCUCAUUGCCUUCUCAAUCCGCGACCUCGUCGGUGGCUCGGACAGCGAAACGGGCGACUUCCAUCUCCCGUCCGUCAUUGCCGUAGUUGUCGCCUUCUGCACCAAGUUCUCCCUCUUUUUGUACUGCUUCGCGCUGCGCAACCAGGUUUCCCAGAUCCGCAUUCUGUGGGAAGACCACCGCAACGACCUCUUAAUUAACGGCUUCGGUAUUCUCACCUCUGUCGGCGGUAGCAAGCUCCGCUGGUGGAUAGACCCAAUGGGCGCUAUCAUCCUCUCCGUAUUGAUCAGCGGUCUCUGGCUUCACACCGCGUAUCAUGAGUUCCAGCUUUUGAUUGGUAUCACGGCGGAUACGAAAAUGCAGCAGUUAAUCACUUAUAUCUCAAUGACUCACUCACCACUCAUUACUGCUAUCGACACUGUCCGCGCGUACACUUCGGGACCCCGUCUAGUUGUCGAGGUCGAUAUUGUCAUGGACCCGUCAGACUCCUUGCGCGCCACCCACGAUGUUGCCGAGGAGCUGCAGACAAAACUCGAGUCCUUGCCUGAUGUUGAGCGGGCUUAUGUCCACGUUGACUAUGAGACGACGCAUAAGCCGGAGCACUUCCUAAAAAAGGAGCUCUAA